This is a messenger RNA of Chrysochloris asiatica (Cape golden mole), 735 nucleotides long. It is a transcript of the gene GSTT2B, whose product is annotated as glutathione S-transferase theta 2B. The coding region runs from base 1 to 735 and encodes 244 amino acids. Lineage: Eukaryota; Metazoa; Chordata; Mammalia; Afrosoricida; Chrysochloridae. Gene Ontology annotation, cellular component: cytoplasm. Gene Ontology annotation, molecular function: glutathione transferase activity. The transcript has 5 exons. Gene Ontology annotation, biological process: glutathione metabolic process. The record is from RefSeq and is a predicted model, not a curated record.
AUGGGUCUGGAACUCUUUCUGGACUUGCUGUCUCAGCCCAGCCGUGCCGUCUACAUCUUCGCUAAGAAGAACCGCAUCCCGUUCGAGCUACGCACUGUGGAUUUGCUUAAAGGGCAGCUUGUGAGCAAGGAGUUCUUGCAGGUCAACCGCUUCCAGAAGAUACCUGUACUCAAGGAUGGGGACUUUGUCUUGGCUGAAAGCGUGGCCAUCUUGAUCUACCUGAGCCUCAAGUACCAGACGGAGGCCCACUGGUAUCCCACCGACAUACAGACUCGUGCCCGAGUUCACGAGUACCUGGGCUGGCAUGCUGACUGCAUCCGGGGCACCUUUGGCGUGUUGCUGUGGGCCCGGGUGCUGGCACCACUCAUUGGGGCCCAGGUCCCUGAGGAAAAGGUGGGGCACAAUCGGACCUCCAUGGAUCAGGCCUUGCAACAGCUGGAGGACAAGUUCCUGGGGGACAGGCCCUUUCUCGUCAGCAACCAGGUGACCCUGGCAGACCUCAUGGCACUGGAGGAGCUGAUGCAGCCCGUGGCUGUUGGCUAUGACUUGUUUGAGGGGCGGCCACGGCUGGCGGCAUGGCGUACUCGAGUGGAAGCUUUCCUGGGUGCUGAGCUGUUCCAGGAAGCCCACAGCCGCAUCCUGAACAUCCUGGAACAGAUGGCCAACAAGACCAUCCCUGUGCCCCCGCCAGAGGCCCAUCCAACUAUGCUGAAGCGAAUUGCCAGAAUCACCUGA